This is a messenger RNA of Diachasma alloeum, 2258 nucleotides long. It is a transcript of the gene Mocs1, whose product is annotated as molybdenum cofactor biosynthesis protein 1. The transcript is spliced from 9 exons. The record is from RefSeq and is a predicted model, not a curated record. Gene Ontology annotation, molecular function: metal ion binding; 4 iron, 4 sulfur cluster binding; GTP 3',8'-cyclase activity. Bases 206 to 1315 code for a protein of 369 amino acids. Gene Ontology annotation, biological process: Mo-molybdopterin cofactor biosynthetic process. Lineage: Eukaryota; Metazoa; Arthropoda; Insecta; Hymenoptera; Braconidae.
AUCACAACACCGGCUUUACUGUGUGUGUGGCGCUCUCAUGCCCAUCAGUGGUCGCAGGCACGUCAACAUCCAUGUGUGGGAGAACGUGGACAGCAGUAAAAAAUGGUCUCCCAACACUUUAUCAUUUUAUCAGGGACACGUUGCACCAGAGGCACUGGAGAGCUCAUAACGAGUAUUCAGCAGUCUGUCACAUAAUUCGCGGAGUAUGUACCUCAGGAAUAAUGUUCUCAUUAUGGCAAUACGAAGAUGUUACUCCGUUGAGACGAUUCUCCAACCGAAAACUUCCAGAGUUCAGCAACUUCGAGAACGACUGAGGAAUGACAACAGUGGGAUCCUGACGGAUUCCUUCGGGAGGAAACACACGUACCUGAGAAUUUCUGUGACGGAGCGAUGCAAUCUUCGAUGUUUGUACUGCAUGCCUGCGGAGGGUGUCAAAUUGACAAAGAAUGAGAAUAUAUUGAAGACUGAUGAGAUACUGCGACUGGCGAGGCUCUUCGUUAAGAGGGGAGUUCGGAAAAUUCGGUUAACAGGAGGUGAACCGACGGUUAGAAAGGAUAUAGUGGAUAUUAUAGCUCAGUUGAGGCAACUAGAAGAAAUAGAGAGCAUAGGAAUGACAACAAACGGCUUGGUACUGACUCGCCAACUUCCGGCUCUGCAGCGAGCGGGAUUAGACGCCCUGAACAUCUCCCUGGACAGUCUCCACAAAGAUCGUUUCGAAAAGUUCACGAGGAGGCAGGGAUGGAGUCGAGUGAUGGCUGCAAUUGACCUAGCCGUGCAGCUACAGUUCAAUCCAGUCAAGGUAAAUUGCGUCAUCAUGCGGGGCUUCAACGACGACGAGCUCACAGACUUCGUUGAACUAACCAGAGAUAAACCUAUCGACAUACGGUUCAUCGAGUACAUGCCCUUUGACGGUAAUAAAUGGGAUGAAAGUAAAAUGGUAUCUUUCAAGGAGAUGAAGGAGAAGAUCAGGGAGAAAUUUCCAGAUUUUCAACCGAUGAAAAAUUCGUCCAAUUCUACGUCAAAGGCGUUUUACGUUCCUGGAUUUAUAGGCCAAGUAGGUUUCAUAACAUCAAUGAGCGAGCACUUCUGCUACUCCUGCAACAGAUUACGAAUAACAGCCGAUGGAAACCUAAAAGUCUGUCUCUUCGAGGGCAAAAGUGAAGUAUCCUUGAGAGACGCCAUAAGAAGUGGAGCAGGAGACGAAGAGAUCGAGGAAAUAAUCGGCCUGGCAGUUUCCAAAAAAAAGAAACAACACGCCGGAAUGCUCAAUCUAAAAGACAUGGAAAACCGUCCAAUGAUUUUGAUAGGUGGUUGAUUCUUGCAGGACCUGGUACUGGUGUUAGUGCUAAUGCCGGUGCUGAUGUUGAUGCUGGUUCUGGUGAUGGAGGAGAAAGCGCAGGGGAUGGAGAAAGAGGUGAAACCGAAGAAGUAGGACUUUCGCGCCCUAAUCCUUCAUGCAGAGACGACGUCUCACUCAAAGUUCGACAUUUCUGGGAGUCUAACUCGGUGUUAACUUUUUUUGGCGCAUUCCACUCAUUCCAAUCGGCAUUGGACGCGUCCGCUGUUUUACCAUUUGGCCAGGGAAAUACUGAAGGAAUUGCUCCUGGUUUUAGUCGUGGAAUUCUAUAAGGUGACUGCAAUAAGGGAAAGAUGAUUAUCAACUCGUACAGUCGAGAAAAGUCAAAUAAAUUGAUAAAUAUACAUACCACACCAAUGAUUGUACCGUUUGGAGCGCGGAAUUCACGUUGCCAAACGUAUUCAUUUGGUAAAAAGUGUUUUUCACAGAUGCUUUGUCCUGCAGUUACUUUCUCACACCCAACAGCUUUUCUCCAUUCAUCCACACGAUUUUUUGGCACCGUAAAAAAAUGGAAUGGUUGAGGAUUAUUUUUGUAGCCCGAUUUACAACGUGGAACCGCACACGUCGGCAUUUUAUUUCACCACUGAAAUUCGUUCUUUUAUGUUUCCGUUUUUUAUUCGACAAUUUAAUCUAAAGCAGUCAGUUCAAGAUUAACUAAAAUUGAGAAAACACUCAAAAAUAUCAAAUUGGCCGUUUUCAAAUAUUGGCUUCGCCGGUUUCGUCAGCUGAUUCGAUAAUGAGCAUGUUGAAAUUAAUUCUGAGGCGGAAUGUUCAGAUUGGAUUGAAUUGGUUUAUAAAUCUGGAGGAAAAGGGGGGAUUCAAGGCAUAGAAGAAGAAUAGAAAAAGUGCGGCUGGUCACUUAAAGCGCCCAGAGUCACCUAAAUCAUACUAUCUUUUGUAA